Molecule: messenger RNA, 3069 nt
Organism: Tinamus guttatus (white-throated tinamou)
Lineage: Eukaryota; Metazoa; Chordata; Aves; Tinamiformes; Tinamidae
Source: RefSeq, a predicted model, not a curated record
AAACUGUCCUAUACAAAGGAAGCGAUGGGUGGCGCCUGCACAGACUGGUCAUGUGGUACUGGGACUCCAACUCCAGCAUCAGCUACUGAUGUUACCACACUGAGAGAUGCAGCUGCCAACGUUCCUCCCCCGCACGGGGUCUCUGUUGAGAGUCCUUCAGGCACUACUGUCCAUGAGAUCCAAGAUGCAGACACUGCUAUCAAUAAUGAGAUAAAGAAGGAGGAUGAGCAGCUAUUGAAACCUGUAACCGAGCAGAUCAUUGAGUUCAGCAUUACCAUUGCUGGAGAGAAGUACAGUGAGGAGUUGAGCGACCCAACCUCCACAAAACAUCAGCAGCUCUCAGAACAAUUCAUUGCACAGAUCCAAAAGGCAUUUGAAGGAUUACCUGGAUACAAAAGUGUUCAUGUGUUGGAAUACAGCUCUCCCGAGGAGGAAAGUGGGGUGAAAGUCCACUAUGCUGUUACAUUUGAUGGAAAAGCCAUCAGCAAUGCCACCUGGGACCUCAUUAACCUUCAUUCCAACAAAGUGGAGGACAAUUCCUUUAUGGACAUAGAAGAUAAUCCAACAGUUGUUUACACCAUCAGUGAUUUCCAAGAUUAUAUUGCUGAAAUCCUCCAGAAAAAUGCCUUGCUGGAAAAUGCAUCCUUGACCUUGGAACCUAGCUCUCUCCAACUUAUUAAUAUGAAAGAGAUCAUACAGCCUGCAGCAGAAGACCCAUCCUGGAUCACUGAGCAUCCUGUUGUGCAAGAGCGCCCAGAGUUUGAUGAUAACUCUUUUGUGGCUGAAUGGCCUUCAGCAGAUGAAUCAACUGCCAGCAAUACCUUGCCCUUCGACUUCACCAAGCCAGAUUUCACUUUAGGUAACGAGCAGUCCAAUGACAAUGAAAUCCGGCCAAAACCUGAAAAUCUGGACUCCGAGAUCAGUCUGCCACCUGAAGCUCCACACUCCCCAGAGGCUGACAUCACUUCUUUGCCUGAUGGGCUAGAUUUGGAAGAAGGGAAUCAGACUCCUCUUUUGGUCACCCCAUCAGGAUUAGGACACAAUUCUGCAGAUUCUCUGGAAUGGCUUUCAGUCCCAGAUCCUUCAGAUGGAUUUGAAGAUACUGGACUAUCUGAAGACUUUCUUCUGCCUUCAAGUGUCCCUUCUCCUGUUGUGCCAAAGAAACCUUCAUCCACAGACGAUGAGAUAGUUCCUCCGCUAUCUGCACCAACAAUGGCCUCUUCAUCAGUCACACAGACUGAUACAAAAGGAAUAGCAUCUCCUGAGAAGGAAGCAGUAGCUAAGGGUAGUGCUGCAGAGAAUGAUAGUGCAGACUCCGUGUCAUACGAGUCUGUGACAGAAAUUUCUUUUCCCUUAGAAGUAGACCCUAUGGAAAGUGAAACUGAUAUAUACUUUGGAGAUGGAGAUAGAAUUAUAAAUGAUGAUGGAUCUGGUUCAGCUUUUGAUGGUUCAGGAAAAGAAAUGGAAUCGAAUACUUGGCCCUGGGGAGUAGCAACACUGGAACCCGUUUUCUACCCUGGUCCUGAUAGCUGGCUUGAUGAUGACAAUGAGUCUCUGUUAAUCAGCACUGAGGAUAUUCCUGAAGGUCUGAUCUUAGAUUAUAUUCUUAACUCUAGGAAGAAAUUAGAUGAUGAUCCUUCUGUAGAUGAGGAUGAAGGUAUGACUGAUACCAAUGUAAGAGAAGACUUCUCGGAUGAGUCUGAAGUAUUUGUUUUUCCAGAGACUUCAACUCCGCCUAUACCUCUGUUACAGACAGAAGCCCCAUCCUCGGUGGAAUCAUCUACACAGAUGGGAAUGUAUGAUUCCCCUUUUGUUAAACCAUCCUUUGUUUUGGAGUCUUCAGUGGAUUAUUCCUCUGUAAGCUUGCCAGCUGGAGAGGCCUCUCUCCCACCUCAGGAUACAGAUAUGUCUGUAGAAGAAAAUCUUCUUGUAUCUACGGAGACAGUCAGUGUGGAACAACCUGAAGAGUUCAGUGUAGAUCAAAACAUCAUUUCUGAAGUGGUUGAACACCAAAAUGAGGACAGAACAAUGUUAGAAGAAUUAGCCACAGCAGGGCAGCUGGAUGUAGCUGAAGCUGUUACAAUAGGCCACUUGGACACAAGCUCUUCAGAAACUAUUCUGACUGUAGAUCCUUUCACAGUAAAUACUGAUACUUCUACAAAAGAGGAGCAAAUCUUGACAGAUCAGGAAGCUACUGGAUCAUUGAUGAAGAAACCAGACGACAUCUGGCCUACGGACAGUGCGCUGGAGAAGACUUUAGAUCACAAAGUGCAAUCAGCAAUGCCAACUCUACUUCAGGUUUCAACUGUAGUUCCUUCUGUAAUAGAUCAGACCACUGUUUUUGAGGAUUUCACUGCACAUGGUAAUAUGGACCUUGACAUGCAUGUUUCUGAUAGUACUAGCACUGUUAUGAACUCAUUUGCCACAGUGAGAGUAACAACAGAUACUGUUGAGCUUUCAUCUCAUUUCCCUCCUAUGGGAUCUACGGUAUCAUCGUCUAUGGCUACCUCAUCAAAUCUGGAAGAUGAAAUGACAACAGUCUUGGGUAUCUCAGUGGAGCUAGAUCAUGUGAGCACUAUCUACUCCUCUCCUAAGCUGACUGAGGACAGAAGGGGCAUGACUGAGAGUCACGUGGAGCUAACAACAAAUGUCCAGGCCACAGAAAUGGCCAGCGUGGCUUGGCCCACUCAUGAAAAUCACAAUAGUACUCCUGUUCCAUCACGAGCUCUAGUGGUGUUCUUCAGUCUUCGGGUUACCAACAUGAUGUUUUCAGAGGACUUGUUUAAUAAAAAUUCUCCUGAAUAUAAAGCGUUAGAGCAACGUUUUUUGGAACUGCUGGUUCCCUACCUUCAGUCAAAUCUAACAGGCUUCCAGAAUCUGGAAAUCCUGAACUUCAGAAAUGGCAGCAUUGUAGUGAACAGCCGAAUGAAAUUUGCCAAGCCCGUGCCUCGGAACGUCACCAAUGCUGUGUACAUGAUCCUGGAAGACUUCUGCAACACGGCCUAUCAUACCAUGAACCUGGCCAUCGAUAAGUACUCCCUGGAUGUGGAAUCGGGUACGGAGGCAUAG